AUGAUCGCGCAAUCCCUGCUGGGUGUGGUAUCCGCCACGCUCUUGCUCCUCAACGCUAUCUCCGCUCAAUUUGUACAAGCUCCUACGGAUCUCAAGACCACGAAAGGCUACCUAGACAUCCCGGUGCGAUACAAGCAAGUGCCAACCGGCACGUGCGAAACAGAUCCCAAUGUCAAGAGCUUUUCCGGCUACGUCGACGUCGAGGAGGACGAGCACAUCUUUUUCUGGUUCUUCGAGGCACGCAAUGGAAAGCCGGAAGAUGCUCCUCUCACGGUGUGGAUCAACGGAGGACCGGGAUCGUCGUCCAUGAUCGGUUUGUUCCAAGAGCUUGGUCCAUGCUAUGUCGACUCGAACGGUACGGUAGUCAACAACCCGUAUGCCUGGAACAACGUCAGCAACAUGAUCUUCAUCGAUCAGCCGGCAACCACAGGAUUCUCGUACACCAAGCUGGUGCCGGGCUAUGUGGAUCCAUCCACGGAUUCGCUGGUGGCGCUUCCGAGCGAGGAGUGCCCAGAGUAUGCGCAAGCGUACGGCACGUGCGGAACGUAUUCGGCAGCCAACGUCACGCUGACGGCCAAUUCGACCGUUUCGGCGGCCAAGAACUUCUACCGGACGCUGCAAGGCUUUAUGGGAGCAUUCCCACAGUACUCUCGCGAGGACUUCCACUUUGCAACCGAAUCGUACGGAGGUCACUACGGACCAGUGUUCAACGAGUACAUAGAAGAGCAGAACGCCCGCGGUGCCUCAGAAGCGCACAAGAUCAAGCUCAAAUCUGUGAUGAUCGGCAACGGUUGGUACUCGCCCGAAGUUCAGUACGCAGCAUACUACAACUUCACCGUGUCGCCAGGCAACACGUACGACUAUCGACCGUUCAACUCUUCGGUGGAGCAAAUGAUGUACAACAACAUGUUUGGACCGGGCAACUGCUUGGAUCAGAUCCGAGACUGCUAUGCUACGGGCACCAACCAGGUGUGCAGCACCGCUGACACGUUCUGCGCCAACAACGUCGAGUCGAUCUUGGACAACUACGCUAACCGUGACGAGUACGACAUUCGAGAGCUUUCGCCGGAUCCGUUCCCGUACAGCUUCUACGUGGACUACCUCAACACGCCUACGUUCCAACAGGCGAUCGGAGCGUUCCAGAACUUCAGCGAGAGCUCGUCGACGGUCUCGAAUGCAUUUGGAAACACGGGCGAUGACGGCCGGGAGGAAGUUACGAUCGAGGACGUACGCUCGCUGCUGGACCAGGGAGUGCAGGUGGUAAUGUACGCAGGCGAUGCCGACUACAACUGCAACUGGCUGGGAGGCGAGGUAAUCGCCGAGCAAGUCAAGCACAAGGGAUUCGACCAGGCUGGCUACCAAAAUCUCGAGACGUCUGACGGCGUGGUGCACGGACAGGUCAAGCAGAGCGGCCGAUUCUCGUUUGUCCGUAUCUACGAGAGUGGACACGAGGUACCAUUCUACCAGCCGCUGGCAUCGCUGGAGAUGUUUGAACGGGUGCUGAACGGUACAGAUCUGGCCACUGGUAAGGAGAAGAUCUCUCCAAGCAGCACGUACAGGACUAGUGGCCCUGCCAAGAGCACGUACCGCGAAGGCAACGGCACAGUGCAGUUCGAGGUGCUACCUCCGGAUGCAACGUACAACACCACCACCAAUGCGCCGAACAAGAGCAGCAACCUUUCGAGCGUUGCUGAGGUAGAGGAGUCGCGCAAGGCCGCACGCGCUGGCGAAAUGUUGCGCUCGCGAUAUAGAUUUCAGCGAACCUUUAUGGUUUGA
Molecule: messenger RNA, 1776 nt
Organism: Pseudozyma hubeiensis SY62
Lineage: Eukaryota; Fungi; Basidiomycota; Ustilaginomycetes; Ustilaginales; Ustilaginaceae
Product: potential serine carboxypeptidase
Exons: 1
Coding region: 1-1776 (591 amino acids)
Biological process (GO): proteolysis
Cellular component (GO): fungal-type vacuole
Molecular function (GO): serine-type carboxypeptidase activity
Source: RefSeq, a predicted model, not a curated record